AUGGCUGCCCGGGAGCCAUCUAGGUAUAUGGCAAGGGCCCUGCCCAGGGCAUUGGGCUCAACGGCCCGCCCACAGGGCAUUGCCUGCCGGCGCUUUGCCUCCGAUGAGGCUCCGGCUAGACGACUAUCGAGCCAGAUGGACGAGCUCGAAACCGCGUCAUCUUUGGAAGGGACGGUGUCGGAGGAUGUUGCAAAAUCAUUUGAUCCAGUUGCACAAGCAAACUCUCGGAAGACCCAACUUCCACGGAGUCGAUACCAAUUCCGAUCCCCGAAAUACUAUCGUGGUCCUCUUCACCCUCACCAACCACCGCCGCCAUCAGACCCGUCCUCCCGAGUGUUCGUUCCCGGCCCCUUCUCUUCCCCCCGGGCCCAGCAAACGUACACCUCGACCAUUGCACAAGACAUUCUUGCUCUGUGCUAUGUGCACAACCCACCGGGCUUCAAGCCACCUCCCAAAGCACCUCGUCUUCGUGAAUGGGACGACAGCCCCCCUACCAUAAGAACCGGCCCCUCCGUGGACCGCGUGGUGGAGCGCAUCACGAUCCACAGCCAUGUGAAGGGGGCCAUCAAGGAGAACUCGUCGUGGCUGCAUGUGGCGGGAAUGGCCAUUCAGACCAUCUCCAAUGUGAAAGUCACGACCUACAAGUCCAAGACCAGCGUGCCCUCUUGGGGUGUUGUGCCGGGCCGGGACACUUGUGCUGUCAAGGCAGAGCUGCAGGGUGAAAACAUGUAUCACUUCUUGGGCAAACUCAUCGACGUGGUCCUGCCUCGCAUCAAGGACUGGCCUGGUAUCAAGGGCAGCAGCGGUGACAGCAGUGGGAACAUCACCUUCGGUCUGGCACCGGAGAGCGUUGCCAUGUUCCCCGAGAUUGAGGUCAACUACGACAUGUAUCCGCCCAAGAUGAUCCCCGGUUGCCACAUUACCCUCCAUACUACCGCCAAGGCAGACAAGGAUGCACAGCUCCUUUUGAGUGCCCUGGGACUGCCCUUCUAUGGAAAGAUGAUCAACUAA
Molecule: messenger RNA, 1011 nt
Organism: Penicillium alfredii
Lineage: Eukaryota; Fungi; Ascomycota; Eurotiomycetes; Eurotiales; Aspergillaceae
Product: mitochondrial 54S ribosomal protein uL5m
Exons: 4
Coding region: 1-1011 (336 amino acids)
Biological process (GO): translation
Cellular component (GO): cytosolic large ribosomal subunit; ribosome
Molecular function (GO): structural constituent of ribosome; RNA binding
Source: RefSeq, a predicted model, not a curated record